This is a messenger RNA of Rubroshorea leprosula, 882 nucleotides long. Lineage: Eukaryota; Viridiplantae; Streptophyta; Magnoliopsida; Malvales; Dipterocarpaceae. The record is from the annotation of a GenBank genome assembly.
AGAGUGUUAAUGGUGGAAUUCGAAUUUCCAACCCUGGUGGAGGGAGAGGGGUUACUGCAACUUCAAGGUGUCCGAAGGACACUUUCAGGUGCUUUUUUUUUUUUUAAACACUAAUCCCUAAUUUUUUUCAUUUUCCCUUCUUCUCAAUCUGCCGAUCUCCUCUUCGAACAAAUUCUUUGCCGUCGCUACUUCGGACUGCUCUGGUUAGCAUGGAAUUUCCUUCCGUCUCGUUCUGGUCUCUUUUCUUCUUCAUUCUCACCCUAUAGUAGAUUUCCCUUUUCCCGAUCUUGCUGCUCUAUUCAAGCUCAGACAUCCUCAUCCUCCUCAUCCCAGAUCCAAUGGUGUAGCCUCUAAUCUUCAACGGCUAAGCGCCAGAUCCAGUGUUCAAGAUUGGGAUUUGCCAGUUACCGGUGAUGCCGGAUAAAGAGAGGAACAUUUGCGCGUGCUCUAAGGGCCAUCGAGGAGGAUGCAGAAAAGGUUGCCGAGCUUGUUCUGUUGCCUCCUGCAUCAGCCACGCUUUUGGGUAAAAGCAGAGGUGGACCCAUUUUUAAUUUUUCCCAACCAAAUCUGUGAAGAACACUGGAUACCAUAUCACUGUUCCAUGAAAAAAUAGUACAAACACUUGGGGGCCUAUUGUUCUUGAUGGUAGUGUUCUCUUUUGGCUCUGGAAAGUCUCAGACAGAAAGAGGUGGGGGUAGAAAAUGGGGAAAUAAAGUGAAUGUUCUCAUGCUACAGUUUAAAUUACUUAUCUUGAGCAAGCCAUUUAAGUAGUAAAAUUCAAUUCAGUAAGCUUGUGUAAAGAUUGUUAUUGUUACUGUUAUUGAUACUAUCAAAUUUAUGUUUGUAUAGAUAUUAUUUAAAGGAUAAAAUCAUUUCAAAUGU